UGUUUUCAGGAAUCAACGUCCCGAAUAACAUGCAAAUAUCUUGAAUUUAUUUAGAUUACAGUCAGAUUAUUUAUUUAUUGUUAGACAUAAAAAAGAAACUAUGAAAAUGCAAAAUGUAUUAAUUAAUCUACAAUGCUGCCAAGUCCAGUGAUCUUUAUUGUUCUGCUGUAUGUUGUCAUGUUAUCUACACCACGCACCGUGAAACUGUGUUCUGUUUGGAAUGAAGUUCUUACAAAGAAAAGGCCACAGCACUAAAAAAAAAAAAAUCUCAGAAAGCUAUCGAUUUAAUUUUCAGACACAGAUCUCGGAUCAGCUUCAUCAAGCCAAUCAGAGCGCGAGAUGCGCGCGAGCGUGUUGUGAUACAUGUGCGCGACGGAAGCGAAUGUCACGAGAAGCACAUUAUAUUUCACGCACCAGAUGACAUCAUAUCUGAUUCUCAUUUUCAACAUUUGACUGGCUAUCAACGAGGACCAUGGCCUCCGCCGACCAAGACCAAGAGUCGCUGCAGAGUCAGAAACACUACUUGUGUGGUUCUGUAGCAGCGUUCGCCAACAUUGCCAUGACAUUUCCCAUACACAAGGCCCUGUUCCGCCAGCAGUUGUUCGGAGUGCAGUCGUGGGAAGCUGUGCGCCAGCUCCAGAGGGACGGUUUGCGCACACUCUACCGCGGCAUCCUUCCACCUCUGCUGCAAAAAAGCAGCACUAUAGCAAUUAUGUUUGGCCUCUAUGAGGACUUCUCCAGAUUGUUGCAGCUACACGCUCCUCAAGCCCCCAUCCUGUUAACGGACAGCAUCGCAGCAGUUUUAGCGGGAACAGCUGAAGCAGUCUUAACUCCUUUCGAGAGGGUCCAAACUCUACUGCAGGACCCACGUCAUCAUGGAAACUUUCAGAACACUUCGCAUAUUUUUCGCUUUUUGCUUCAACAACACGGCAUCCGAGAGCUUUACCGUGGCCUUGUUCCAAUCCUACUCAGAAAUGGCCCUAGCAAUGUUUUUUUCUUUGGCUUGCGUGGACCGAUUAAGGAACUGCUCCCCGAAGCCGAGACAAAGGCAGGGCAUUUGGUUAAUGACUUUGUAUGUGGAGGGAUUCUGGGAGCGGGUCUCGGGGUGGUGUUUUACCCUCUGAAUGUAGUUAAGUCUCACGCACAAGUACAGAUUGGAGGGGAGUUUCAGUCCUGCAGGGUGAUACUGGCAAACGUUUUGAGAGAGAGGAACGGGAAGGUGAGCCGUUUGUUUCGUGGUGUGCAUUUGAACUUCCAGAGAUCUGUUUUCUCAUGGGGAAUCAUAAAUGCUACAUAUGAACUUUUACUGAAAAUGCUCUGAUAGAGAUGAGACGGAAUUAAAGUGAAAAGCAUCAACAAUUCAGAGAAAAAAAAGUGGAAAAGAAGUCUUCCUCAUUCUAUUUCUGCUGCUAAAAAUAAAAUACAGCAUUAAAAAGGGAUAGUUGACUCAAAAGAUGAAAAUUCUGUUUUCAUUUCUUCAUCGUCAAGGCUAUCUGAAAACACAAAGAAAGGGAAAUGUUUGAUUUGAAAAUUUUUAAGCAAUAGAUCAUUUUGUAUUUAAAAUAGUAUUUAAACCAUUAAAAUGGGAUGCAUAACCUUUCAAAAGAUUGGAGUUGGCAAGAUUUUUUAAUUCAAUAAUGACAUGCAGUAAAAAGGGUAAUAAUCAAAUAUUAUUACAGUUUAAAAUAAGUUUUUUUAAUUAUUUUAAUAAUUUUAAAAUGUAAUUCAUUCCUUUGAUUUCAAAGCUGAAUUUUCAGCAUCAUUACUCCUGUCUUCAGUGUCCUUCAGAAAUAAUUUUAAUAUGCUGAUUUGCAGCUCAAGAAACAUUUCUGAUUAUUAUCAAUGUUGAAAACAGUUGUGUUGCUUAAUAUUUAUGUG
Messenger RNA from Onychostoma macrolepis, 1878 nucleotides. RefSeq names its product solute carrier family 25 member 51a (gene slc25a51a). The record is from RefSeq and is a predicted model, not a curated record. The coding region runs from base 473 to 1321 and encodes 282 amino acids. Lineage: Eukaryota; Metazoa; Chordata; Actinopteri; Cypriniformes; Cyprinidae. The transcript has 2 exons.